This is a messenger RNA of Symbiodinium sp. CCMP2592, 1203 nucleotides long. Lineage: Eukaryota; Dinophyceae; Suessiales; Symbiodiniaceae. The record is from the annotation of a GenBank genome assembly.
AUGGAGGAGGCAGACUUGUAUUCUGCUUUGACCACAUUGCGUGAGGAAGGUUGUGGGGCAACAUCACCAGCUCACAUGUUGGAGAGUUUACAUUUUCUUCAUGCCAUUGCAAGAUUUUUGCAUAUGGAUUUGGAGCUGGUGAUCUCUGCUAGAUGCAAGGGUGUUGCUCAUUCAUGCUUUGAGUCAAAGGCGCCGUUGGAGCAGCGUGACCCGCUGACAUGCUUCCAGGUGCGGCGACUUGAAGAAGCAAUGGUGAGAGCUGGCCCGGUUGGUCAAUGUAUCUUGGGACAGAUUUUAUUUUGCGUGCAUGCCGUUUGUCGCUGGAAGGAUUCCCAGAAACUAAAACUUUUGGAGCUGCUGGGCACGGGAGAGAGCCAGAUUCUGUUUGGGGAUGCUCUGGGAAGCAAGACGUCUUUGAGCAAGGAGGCCAAAACAAAAUUCACACCAUACGCGGCGCUGGUGCAGGGGCUUACUGAAUGCUCUUGGGCGCGCUUGUGGAUUGAAGCCAGACGCCAGUGUAGGCUCACGUUCGGUGCUGGACCGGAUGGCUUUUGCCUUCCUACAAGGUCUCAGCGACUGGAUCAGUGGGGCUCCACGCCUAUGGGAGCUGGUGAGGCGUCUUCCUACUUAGCGGAGAUUUUGGAAGGCUCUGAAUCGGAGGGACAAGUUCUGGGAACACAUUCUUUGAAGGUCACCCUGCUUACGUGGGCUUCUCGAUCAACAGUGGUGCGCCUGAGCAAAGGAGAACGUCUCCUGUUGGGUCACCAUAUUGUACCGGGGGUCAAAAGUAUGGUGACUUAUAGCCGCGAGGCUUAUACGAGUUUGAUCGGCAAGCUUUUAGCUCUUUACCGCUCGAUCCGAAGCGGAGCUUUUCAGCCAGAUCUCGCGCCUGCAGACAGAGUGCUACAAGUUGCUGACGCCUUGGCCGCGGCUGAGGAAGGUCAAGGCCUGGCAGGAGCGCGGGAUGAGGCGGCCGCAGAGCAGUUGGCUGGGUUUGAGGGCGAGUCGGAGGACUCGGCAGAUGAUGCUGAGGCCGACGGGCCCUUUGAGCUUCCAGGCCAACCUGCAGUGAGAGCAUUGCGCAUUGCCUUCGGGAUUCAAGCUUCUUUUACUGUGGUCGUUUGUGCACUUCGAGAUACUCCAGAUAUUCUGGAGUUGGGACUGAAGAUCCCGAUGUAUGCAUGCAAUGUACGAGAGCCAUGA